This is a messenger RNA of Cuscuta europaea, 2306 nucleotides long. Lineage: Eukaryota; Viridiplantae; Streptophyta; Magnoliopsida; Solanales; Convolvulaceae. The record is from the annotation of a GenBank genome assembly.
GUGAGUGGCUGCUACUCUGCUAGCCAGUGAGGUCCCAAAAUCUAAUAUAGGCAAAGGAAAACAAGGCACUCUACUCAAUAAAGUUUUCGACUUAACGUAUGUAAAGUUGCUCCAUUUUAGAAAUCUAAACUGAACGACAAGAUUGGUGCUUACUUUGGGCAUGUCCCCAUCUUCUUUUCCACAAUUGUGUUGGAAAUCAGAGAGAUAUAUUGAUACGUAUAUUAGACGAAGUGAUGCGGACAGAGUGUGAGAUCGACCCUAGGGUCAAACGCUGCAGUAUCCACCGUCCGAUCACCCAUCCGCCGAAAUACUUUCUCAACUCGGUACAUUUAUUUGUUCACUGCUGUUUUUUCAUUCUUGGUCUUACGAGGUACUGUUUUUUUUAAUGCAAGAUUUAACCUUUUUAUUUUUUAAUUGCUCGACCUGUUGUUCUAGUUCCUACAUUCUUGGAAUAAAGAACGAGCGCUAAUUAGAGGUGAGUUGAGAUGGGCACUCUGUACAACUAUGUCGCUGAGAACUUAAAGAAUAAUGCCUCAAACACAUUGCAGCACGAGAAAUGUGAAGCUCAUUGGCCUUUUAGUGGUGAAACUGCACUUGGUGAUGCUUUACGUGCCAUUUUGUAUUUCAUGGGUCUUUUCUAUUGUUUCAUUGGCUUGUCAGCUAUUACCUCAUGUUUUUUUCGGUCCAUGGAGAAUGUUGUGAAGCAUACUCGAACAGUGGUGGAGACCGAUCCAAGCACGAACACCAAAGUUGUCAAGAAGGAAAAGGUUUGGAAUUACACAAUUGCUGACAUCACUUUGCUGGCCUUUGGGACUAGCUUUCCACAGAUAUCAUUGGCCACUAUUGAUGCAAUACGAAAUAUUGGACAAUUAUAUGCCGGAGGUUUGGGUCCAGGAACACUUGUUGGUUCUGCAGCUUUUGAUAUGUUUCCUAUACACGCGGUUUGUGUUGUGGUGCCUAAAGCUGGUGAGUUGAAAAAGAUAUCGGAUCUGGGGGUCUGGAUCGUAGAACUUUUCUGGUCCUUCUGGGCUUACAUUUGGCUCUACAUCAUUCUAAUGGUAUGGACUCCAAAUGUUGUCACCUUGUGGGAGUCUUUGUUGACGGUUCUCCAGUUCGGGUUACUACUGAUACAUGUGUAUGCUCAGGACAAGCGCUGGCCGUAUUUGUCCCUCCCUUUGGAAAGGUCUGAUAGGCCAGAGGAGUGGGUUCCUCCUGUAGAGGGUGCUACACAUGGGCUUACAGUUCAAGAGGAGUGCUCAGAAUCACUCAAUGAUGGAGAUGAUGAAAAUAGGGAAGUUGUUGAUAUUUUUUCCAUCCAUUCAAGGCACAAGACAGGUCAUGCUUAUCAAAUAUUGCCUGGUGCAGAUGUUGCUGAAUCAUCUGCAGAGUUGGACUUUGACAAAACAGCUGUUAAUGAAUCUGAUAUCAUCACAAUCUGGAAGCAACAGUUUCUCGCUGCACGUGUUUUAGAACAUGCAAAAUCCAGGAAACUGGAUAACAUGUGCCUUCAGGCCACACGUUUUUCAUGGAAAAUACUCCAACUACCAUGGCGGCUUCUCUUUGCGUUUAUACCUCCCUGUCAGGCUGCCCAUGGGUGGCCUUCCUUCAUAUGCUCUUUGAUCUUCAUUAGUGGGAUAGCAUAUGUCGUUACACAACUCACAGACCUAAUAAGCUGUGUUACAGGAAUUAGUCCUUAUGUCAUUGCAUUCACAGCAUUGGCGGCUGGAACUUCAUGGCCUGAUCUGGUCGCUAGUAAGAUUGCUGCAGAACGUCAGUUGACAGCUGAUUCAGCCAUUGCUAACAUCACUUGCAGCGAUUCGGUGAACAUCUAUAUAGGCAUUGGCGUUCCGUGGCUGAUUGACACGCUCUACAAUUUCUUUGCGUUCAAAGAGCCGUUGUAUAUACAGAAUGCCAGGGGGCUAAGCUUCUCUUUGCUCAUCUUUUUUGUUACCUCAGUUGGGUGCAUUGCCGUGUUGGUGUUUAGGCGAGUCACUUUAGGUGCUGAGCUUGGAGGUCCUAAAUUAUGGGCCUGGGUGACUAGUGUGUAUUUCAUGUUGCUCUGGCUUAUAUUUGUUAUACUGUCUUCUCUAAGAGUUUCUGGCAUUAUAUAACAAGUUCCAUGUUGUUGAUAUCAUAGCCACUUUGUUUUGUGGUUAGAGCUUAAUAAUAAUAAUGGCUUAAAUGCAGUACUAAAAUUAGGAUCAACAUCAGACUCAAAUAAGCAUGGAGGUAUACCUUACCGAGGUUUCGAUAUCAUGUACAAUAUUGUAUACAAAAUCAAAUUAGGGCAUUUUCAUAAAACAACG